This is a messenger RNA of Amborella trichopoda, 1114 nucleotides long. RefSeq lists its product as uncharacterized. The record is from RefSeq and is a predicted model, not a curated record. Lineage: Eukaryota; Viridiplantae; Streptophyta; Magnoliopsida; Amborellales; Amborellaceae.
CUUCUCCCUUGUUGAUUUUGGCACGUCUUUUUUAGCGCAUUUCCUCUUCUUCAUAAGGCCGGCUCCACAAUUGAAACCCCUAAUUCUAUUUCCUCCUCUUCAGGUGGAGAAAUCUUUUAAAUUCUUAUUCUUCGUUCCAGAAGUUAUCAAUGGUUGACUGUAGAAGUUUGAUCGAGUUCUGCAAGGCUUUUGAGCAACACAGAAACAUGGCUAAUUCUCAAGCCAUGUCUGAUCAACUCACUCACCACAAGAGCAGUAGUAAUCACUCGAAGAACAAGAAAUCCAACAAUUCACUGAACCCUCUUUCCCAUCCCUUGUGUGACCAAUCACCCUUUGCAGCCAUUGACAUUGUUGUGCUACUUCUGGUUAUUGGAGCGUUUGGGUUUCUGUUAAUUCCAUACUUCAAGUUUGUCUACCACGAAGCAGCUGAAAUUUUACCUGCCGCGCUUUAUUUUAUUGGAGAUAUUGUCUAUAAUGCACCUGUGGCUUAUGCUUUGGGUGCAAUCCUCAUGUUCGUUGCUGUUAUUGCAACUUGGGAGAUAUACAGUUACAAGAUGAGGAAGUGUGAGAAUCCCCAUUGUCGAGGUCUUCGAAAGGCAAUUGAAUUCGAUAUACAAUUGGAAUCUGAGGAGUGUGUGAAGUAUUUGCCUCCUGUUCCCAAGGAUGCAUUUGGGGCUCGGCCUUUGGAAUUGGGCCAAGAUCACAAGGAACUUGAAGCGGAAUUGAAGAGAAUGGCACCUCCUAAUGGUAGAGCAGUUCUCAUAUUUCGGGCACCAUGUGGAUGCCCAGCUGGUCGAAUGGAAGUUUGGGGGGCAAAGAAGCUUCGACGAAUUAAAAAGUAGGACUCAUUUUGUUUUUCUUUGAUCAUAUAUAGUAAAGAAGCUCAGCUGCUAAAUGGGUCAUUCACGAUCCUUCAUCCCUUAUUAAAUAAGUGACUCACAGGCAUGGUCCUGGCAAAUGUUACAUUUGAAGGGAAAGUUUCGAUAAUUUUGUUGUCAUUGUAGACAUACAAAUGACCAUAAUGUUAUUGAUCAUGGAAUUUAUAUCGUGUUUCCUUUUCCAGUAUGGAUGACAACAUAAUACUUGAUCAAUAUAUAAACUCCUGUUUCUAUGC